AACCUGGACCUAUCAGUGCCGGUCCAAGCCUCGCUCCAGCCAAUCAUCGUUUGGGCUCCAGUUCAAAGUGCUUUUCACUUAUGUAGACUAAUGUUUAUGGUAUAUGUGUUGUUUUUGUAUAGUUAGUUGCCAUAAAAAAAAUUACAGUUCUGAACUGUUAAAGUGACAGAUGCCAAAAUAUUAUAUCGUAAUGCCUCACACAGUACGGCCAUUUUUGCUACAAUAAAACCACAUUUUAGGAAAUACAGUAAAAUACCGCCAGCUGUUGUUGCCAUGAUUUUACCGUAUUUCAGCCAAUACUGUAAAAUAAUAGCAGUUUUGUCUGCAAGUAUUUUACCAUAGUUUUGCAAAUAUGGUAAUUUUACCAUAUUUGCAAAACUGUGGUAAAAUAUGGUAAAAUACUAGUAUUUACUAGCAUUUUACCAUAUUUGCAAUUUUACUGUAUUUUAGCAAAUGUAGUAAAAUACUGGCAGUUUUAUUGCCAGAAUUUUGCCAUAUAAAGACGGUAAAGUUCUGACAACCACAGCUGCCAGUAUUUUACCUUAAAUCAUAGCAGGUUUUUUUUACAGUGUGGCAACCAUAGCUUGUGGUAUUUUACCGUAUUUUUACUGAAUACGGUAUUUCCAUAUUUUAUUAAAUAUGGUAAAAUACUGGGAGUUGUGGUUGCCAGGACUUUACUAUAUUUAUACAGUAAAAUUCUGGCAACCACAGUUGUUGGUAUAGAUGAUUAGAGACGUUUUUUUGUUUGUUUUUUUACAGUGUAGAGAUGAGAUCACAGAAAUAUAAAAUGGAAACAGAAAGAGGCUAGAGAAAUAAGUAGGGUGAAAAUACUGAGGAAAAUGGAGAAAGUUAUCUGUAAAUAAAUAAAUUUUGUAAAAAUGUAUUUACACAAAAAAUGUAUAGAAGGGUAAUAAGUAAGGGAGCGACUCAAGUGUAGGGAAAAAGUGAAGCUGUCAUAAUUGGUGCUGGUGCUGGUGGCUCAUGACAGAAGCAGACAAAAGGAAGUUGCAAAAAUACAACAAAAAUCUGUAGAAAAUAUAAUUGAUAAAGCUUUGGUCACAUAAGUUCUUUAUGCCAACAAAUGUAAUUUUAAUUUUGAAUUUGGUGGUCUAUUGCUUUGAUAAUACCAAUUUUUUAAGCCAAGGUUAUAUUUCUGUUUUUCUUGACUUUGGCAGUUCCUACAGCCUUCCAUGUAACAUAAAUCGUAGUUGAGGGAGGGCUAAAAUGUUUUAUUUCUACAUCCUACUUGUUGAAAAAGUUAACUGGAGGGUGGUAAUGCGGGAUGUAGUGCAUCGGUGAGAGAGAAAACGAGGACAGAGAGAGAUACAAUAGCCUGUCAAUAGAGAUUGAUCUUUUCUGCUCUAAUUCACCUGCAGUGGAAGAGCAUACGUCGAUACAUCCUCUCUCUCUGUUCUCUCUGUACCUAUCUCCAUCUCGCAUAAACACGCGUCGUGGCCGUGAGUUUCAUAUGCGUUCCACCUCGCGCCAGCGAGUGACCGCCUGGCUACUCGCGCUGCCGUUGGGAAGAGGGAGAAACGAAUGCGCGCGCCGUGGCCGUCUGGAAAUGAUUUCGUUUUGGCUGCUUUGCUGGAAGCUGCUGAGAGCCACAACUGGGUUUAAAAGGACAAUACCUGAACUGACAGACAGAAACCACGACAACAACCCCUCCUCCAACAACAAUCUUGCCGGUGACUUUUCUACGCUUGCAUACCCACAGAAUUUGGUUGCCAUGGAGAUUAGUCCCUCAUGUACAGCAACAGACCUAGAGACAGAUAUCUGUUUUAGCUGUGGCAAUCAGGAGUCACAGGAACUCCCAGACCCAAAGGUUCCAAAGGUGGAAGCAGUGGCAGAAAACAGAAAUGAGAAAAGAGAUGAAUGUGACUACCUUUAUUUUAAAACUGAAGAGGAGAAGGGAAUGGAAGUACAGUAUGACAGUGAACGAGAGGAUGAAGAAAAUGGUGGGAGAGUAGAAACUGAAGAAGUUGAAAGAAGAGGGGAAUUGGAAGAACAGGAUAAUGGAAGAGUAGACCUAGAAGGAGAUAUUCAACAAGGAAGAAACAUAGUUGAGCACAGAGGGAGAGUAGAUGGGAAAGAUACAAAAAAAGAAGAUUCAGAAAAUUAUAAUCUGGGGAAAAGAGAAAUAGAAGGGACGGAUGAAGGUAGAGAAGGCACGGAUAAAGUAAAUAUAUGGAUAACAGGAAUUCUGGGAGAAAUUAAGCAAGAUGCUUCAUCAGAUCAGUUUUUCGUUAACGAAAAUCCACAAAGUUUAUUGUCUGAGCCCUCAGUUAUUACUUCAGAUCCACCAGAAUCCACACUAAAGGAGGCCUGGAAACACGACUUAGACAACAGAGAUGAUCUCAGUGAAAGCCACCUCAGUGACUCCCUCAAAGCAAAGCUGGCUGUUGUGUACUCAGACAGUGAUUUUGGGGAGGACCAAUGGCUAGCCUUAGCUUGCAGCGAUGAGACUGACCAUUCGCAAGAAAACAGAGAUUAUGCUGAUGACACAUGCAUUGCACAGAGCAUGAAGGAUGAUGAAGUGGAAGAAGUACAAACUGAAGUGCUGAAGUUGGAAGAAAGAGUGGUGGAUAAGCAAAAUGAGAAGAAGAGUAAAGUCAUGGAGAACAGUGAAGAACAGAUGAAGUCAAGAAGAGAUUUUGUCCUGCACUCUCCUUCGGUGACCUCCACAGCCAGCUCAACCGACCCUGAUAGGAGGAUUCCUCUAGAUUUCUAUGUGCAACAGGAGACCCUCAGUGAGAAUGUCUCUACUGAGCAUGUGGACUUUUUGGUUGCUCGCCAGCAGUGGAAGAAGAUGGAGGAGGAGGUCAAAGGUCUGCCUAGCCCCAAACCAGGACUGGGAGCUAAGAGGAGCUUCAAAGGCACUCAUUCUUCUUUGUACCCCCCAACUCGAAGUCCCCGUCUCAAACACAGGGAAAUUCAACCCCCCAUGUCCAAAGAACCUUCUCUGUCCUUCACCCUGUCCCCCGGUUCUGAGGACUCAGUCUUGGAUGACUCUUCGUUUCGCAGCGCUCUGGAGGAAACGGAAAAUUCUGUGGAGAGGGAGAUCCAACUGACAUUAGAAAGAGAAGAACAGCACCGAAGGGAGAGGGGAAUGAUUGCUCAGGACCUGACGGUACCCAGUCUAUACACCCUAAGAACAGAAGGCUCUAUGCCCAGACCUCCAGUCUUCCAAACCCCUCCUCUGUCCAUCUCUCCAUCCCCCUCCUGCUCCUCCUCUCUCCCCCGAUCAAUGUAUCAUGAAAUGACAGCCAAAAACGUCAUCAUUCUUGAACCCGACUCCUCUGGCUCCAGCUCCAGGAACUACCUGCUCUCCUCUGCCAUCAGUGGCCUCUCAGAUUGGUCUCCCAGUCUUGAUGUGGCACCCUCAGAAAACGUCAUUGUGGUGGAGACCUCCAAUUUGAUCAUUCGCAGUGUUUCUGAAUUUUGCCUGAGCACUGGCCCUCCGCCUGUAGAGACACAAGAGAGUACUUUCUCUUCUAAUCCAUUCUUCAAGUUGCGUUCCAUCAGCAGUCAUUCUCUAGUGGAGCAAGAGAUCAAGAUGGUGAGGCAGAGAGAAAAGGAGUGGAGGAGACAAAGGGAGGAACUGUGGCUAAGAAAACAAGAGGAAGCGUGGAGGACAGGAAGAGAGAGGUAUGACACUGUCCUGGUGUCACCAAGCCUAAAAGAAAACAUCACUUUCAGUGUGCCAGUGGUUCCAGACAGAUCUGUUUCCUCCCCAUCAUCGCCUUCCAGACCUCGGAAAAUGGAACGCUCUAGUUUGUCUUGUGACCACAAGCUGAAUUUCCCCCUCCUUCCAGUUCCCCCUUUCCCUGUUUUCAGUUCCACGUCGUCAGAACAUCAUGACACAGCAGUGGGAGGCCUCGCUCUUAGCCAAUCAGAAGAAGGAGUAAGUAGAAAGAGUUUUUAACUGUUGGCUUUUUUAAAGCCAUGAUGGAAUCCUACAUUGUUUUUCUUUGUUGCACCCAUUAGGGCAAAAUAAUCUUAUCUGCCAUCGGCAAAUUUUGAUUUCAGUAUUUGUCAAAUGCCAAUAUUUGUUAAAACCCAAUAUGAGUAACAUGUCUGUUUGUUGCUAAAAAGCACAAGGUCAGAGGAAUGUAUGGUGGAUUCCAGUAAGAUUUGUUUCAAAGAAUAAGGAAAAUGUACUUGUUUUUGCUUUCCCUGAAGACUGUUUAGAAAGUGUUUGUAACAUUGUGUUUUACUGGAUGAUGUAUGACAUACUGUUCAGUUCUUUUUCUUUUUGACAUUCUGGCCUGUUCAGAUCUCAAAGAUUUCCACCUAUUAAUCUAUUUCCUACCUAUUAUUUGGUGCCUAUGAUGCACCAAAAAACAUUUAAUUUGGCUACUCUUUGGUUAUUGCCUAGAAAUGUGUAAAAAUAAAUAAAUCACAGCAAUUAUGUAAACUGUGCAAAAUUUCUGCUAAUGUGUAGAUUUAUUAAAACAUUAAUGUCAUUGAAAGAAUUUGAAAUUGUACCAAGAUCAUACAUGUGGCUUAAAAAUAAAAUGGUGUUUUAGAACUAAA
This is a messenger RNA of Poecilia reticulata (guppy), 4536 nucleotides long. Lineage: Eukaryota; Metazoa; Chordata; Actinopteri; Cyprinodontiformes; Poeciliidae. The record is from RefSeq and is a predicted model, not a curated record.